This is a messenger RNA of Anopheles marshallii, 2262 nucleotides long. RefSeq names its product mitotic spindle assembly checkpoint protein MAD1 (gene Mad1). The record is from RefSeq and is a predicted model, not a curated record. Bases 1 to 2262 code for a protein of 753 amino acids. Gene Ontology annotation, cellular component: kinetochore; mitotic spindle; nuclear envelope. Gene Ontology annotation, biological process: mitotic spindle assembly checkpoint signaling; attachment of mitotic spindle microtubules to kinetochore. The transcript is spliced from 5 exons. Lineage: Eukaryota; Metazoa; Arthropoda; Insecta; Diptera; Culicidae.
AUGGAAACAAGGAUGGAUGGCGAAGGUUGUGAUGAGACGCUAACGAAGUACGGACUGAGUUCGUCGGUCACGAUGGGUUCAAGCCGCCUGAGUUUUGAAAACAAUGUUUCUUUCGAAUUGAAUCGCAAGAAGCGCCGCAUUUCCGGAUGCGAGGGGACCAACGAUACGAUGCUCGAAGGUAAUGUCAGUGCCGAUUCCUUCUCGUCUGCAGCGACCGGGUACACGUCGACUCUGGUUGCGCAGAGCCCGUGGGAAAUGCGUCGUAUUAAGGCGGAUUUGCUGGAGGCUCGAUCAAGGAUAACGUUUCUUAAAAAAGAAAUUGAACACCUUAACACGGAGAUGGCAACGACCCAGCUGCGUAACCAGCACAAGAUAUCUUCGUUGGAAGAAGAGCUAGCAUUUAACGGGCAGAAGGUGGCCGAUCUAGAGAAGCAUCUGCAGGUGUUACGCAAGCGGGAUCAUGUCUCCAAGCAAGAUCUGACUAAAACACGCAAUCAGUACCAACAGUUGAAGCAAACUGCCGACAGUAAACAGUUCGAGCUGCGUCAAACAUUGCAGAAACUGGAGGAAAAGUAUCAUUCCGACACGCGGGAGCUCAAUAUGGAAAUUCGCGAUCUUUCCACCCAGGUCGCCGAUCUCGAGCAACAGCUGUCGCUGGCACAGGACGAGCUCGACACGACGCGAGAACAAAACGACACGCUGCAGAGCAAAGCGGACGCGUACGAUCAAACAAAGCGCGAGCUGGAAAAUACCCAGCUCCGUUUGGCAGAGUCGGAAUCACGCGUUAAAACGCUCGAAUAUGAGGUCGGCAGCUACGAGGACUGGAGAAGCCUUAAGAAGGUGUCCUCGGAACGGAUAGCGAACGUGAACGAGCUGCAGAAAGACAACAUCCGGAUGACGGAACAGUUGAAAAACUUGCAGGAUUUGAUCAAAAACAAGCUGCUGCUCGAGGAACAGGUGACCAGCUUGCAGACCCGCCUAGAACAGUUCGAACAAAAGCAGGCCGAAACUGCUUCUCUGGAGGUGCGUGUGAAAGACAUCGAGCGGGAGCUUGACGACUGGAGGCAGCUUGGGAAAGAUUACUCGCCCAAGGAGGGAUUUGUGAGCCCGAUGUCGAUGCGCAGCCACAUCGAGCAGAUACUCCAGAAGGAUUUGGUGCUGACGAGCGAACAAUCCUCGGCCCAGGCGGAGAAGAACCACAUUCAGGUCCGCAUCGACGAGCUGCAGUCGGAGAACGCGAAGCUUAACGGACGUUUGGCAGACUACAAACGGGCCCAGGAAGGUUUGCAAAGCAUUGUGCAUCGGGCGCAGAAGAAGCUGAAUCUGGUUACCGGCGAGAGGGACUAUCUGAAGCAGUUGCUCGAAACCUACGAGAAUGAUCUAACCAUUAACCACUCCGUCGUAGCCAGUGAGGGUGACAAGAAGCAAUUGAGGGCCCGAAUUGAAAUGCUGGAAAAGACGUUAACCGGGUACAAGGACCUCUGCCAAAAGCAGGAAGCAGAACUUCAAGCCAACAAAGUGAUGCCCGAUAUCAGUUUUGUGCUGACAUCCGAGCAGUACGAGAAGCUGCGCAAAGAAAUCGAUGAACUUCGGACGGAAAAUGAACGGCUGAAGCGCCGGAAGGAAGAGCUCGAGAUGGAGGUCCACAACAUGACACUCCGGGCGGAGAUUAAGCGUACGACCGGACCACAAUCGAAGGUGCUCCGGUACAUCAACAGUCGGGCGACAGAAGAUUUGGGUGCCGAGCAUGCCUGCAAGCUGAAACUGAUGGCCGAAAUCGAGCGGCUCAAGAUGCACAUACAGCGGCUCCAGGAGACGAACCAAGACUUGACCGAGUGUCUGCACACCACGGACGAAACGGGCAACAUUACGGCGAAGAUAAAGGAAUCGGUCGAUUUGCGGCUGCAGCUGGUUGAACUACAGUCCAAGUACGACCAACGGAAGGAGCUGUACCAGCAGUCGUCGGAAGAUUUCCGCACGGUGGUGAACCUGCUGUUCGGUUUCAAGAUCGACCGGAUCAGCGGUAGCUACUUCCAGCUGCGUAGCCAGUACGCUGAAAGUCCGGACGAGUAUCUAAACUUUGCGCUCGCGUCGGACGGCAGUGUGCUGACGCUGCUCGAAUCGGAUUAUGCCGCAUCGUUACGCGAUCUGGUCGAAACGCAGUUCAAAACACACAACUCGGUGCCGGUGUUUCUCAGCUCGCUGACGCUCGAGCUGUUUAACCGAACCACCAUGAUGGUUCAAUACAGCGGAUCGGAGUAA